Molecule: messenger RNA, 674 nt
Organism: Gavialis gangeticus (Gharial)
Lineage: Eukaryota; Metazoa; Chordata; Crocodylia; Gavialidae
Gene: RHOC
Product: ras homolog family member C
Exons: 4
Coding region: 25-606 (193 amino acids)
Biological process (GO): small GTPase-mediated signal transduction
Cellular component (GO): neuron projection
Molecular function (GO): GTP binding; GTPase activity
Source: RefSeq, a predicted model, not a curated record
CUCCUUGCUCUUGUCCCAGCAGCCAUGGCAUCCAUCCGGAAGAAGCUGGUGAUCGUGGGCGACGGGGCCUGCGGGAAGACCUGCCUGCUGAUCGUGUUCAGCAAGGACCAGUUCCCCGAGGUCUACGUGCCCACUGUCUUUGAUAACUACAUUGCGGACAUUGAAGUCGAUGGAAAGCAGGUGGAGCUGGCUCUCUGGGAUACAGCGGGGCAGGAGGACUACGACAGGCUGCGUCCCCUCUCCUACCCAGACACGGACGUCAUCCUCAUGUGCUUCUCUCUUGACAGCCCGGACAGCCUGGAAAACAUCCCUGAGAAGUGGACCCCGGAGGUGAAGCACUUCUGCCCCAAUGUGCCCAUCAUUCUGGUGGGCAACAAGAAGGACUUGCGCAAUGACGAGCACACACGCCGUGAGCUCGCCAAGAUGAAGCAGGAGCCAGUGAAGCUGGAGGAAGGGCGGGACGUGGCGAACAGGAUCAAUGCCUUCGGGUACUUGGAGUGCUCGGCCAAGACGAAGGAGGGCGUGCGGGAGGUGUUUGAGAUGGCCACGCGCGCCGGGCUGCAGGUGCGCAGGAAUAAGAAGCGCAGAGGCUGCCCGCUGCUGUGAGCCCGCACCUGCUCUCCAGGCCGUGUCCGUCUCCCCUACCCCAACCCCACGCGAGCCGGGGGAGAGGG